Molecule: messenger RNA, 2077 nt
Organism: Panonychus citri (citrus red mite)
Lineage: Eukaryota; Metazoa; Arthropoda; Arachnida; Trombidiformes; Tetranychidae
Gene: lili
Product: protein Lilipod-like
Exons: 1
Coding region: 165-1874 (569 amino acids)
Biological process (GO): signal transduction
Molecular function (GO): transmembrane signaling receptor activity
Source: RefSeq, a predicted model, not a curated record
GUUUUGAUUGAAUUGAAUUUGUUGUCAAUUUUGUUUUUAAUGAUUUUCUCUUUUCUUUUAUAAAUCAAUUUAACAGUUUUCACAAUUUAUGUUAAUCCAAAGUAAUCAUUUGUUCUUUGUACGUUGUACUAUUCUCAGUUUGAGCCUGAGAAUUUAUUCUCUCAAUGUACUCAGGGAAUCAGCCCGAUUUCGGGCCAGUGUCCGAUCUUCGGGAACAAGCUUUCAAUGAUAUGAUCCGUGAAAAUGUUAUCUUUCUACUCAUUUUAAUAAUUCUCUAUGGAUUUUCAUACUUAUUAAUAUCAUCUUAUCGUAAACGUCGAGACGAAUUCUAUGCAGAUGAAGAGGAUGAAUUGGUCUUCCGAAUCAGCUUUUGGAUGUGUACAUUUUCAUUGGCCACAAGCAUCGGAUCAACUUUGUUACUCCCUUUUUCCAUCAUUGCUAAUGAAAUUUUACUUCUAUAUCCAGAUAACUAUUAUUUACAAUGGCUAAAUGAUUCGCUGAUCAAAGGAUUGUGGAACUAUGUGUUUCUCUUCUCAAACAUAUCUCUCUUCGUUCUUUUACCCUUUGCUUACUUUUUUCCUGAAUCUGAAGGGUUUACCAGUUCGCGUCGGGGAUUAAUGGCUCGGGUUCAUGAGACUCUUGUCCUUCUGCUAUUACUUUCAGUUCUAGUCUGUGGUUUAACUUACAUAACCUGCUCUCUACUUGGUUAUAAUGAUUUAGCUUUCACAACUUUACUCAAUAUGAACAAUUAUUUACCCCUUUUAUACUCUUGUGUCUCAUUUCUAGGUGUUAUCUUGUUACUUCUUUGUACUCCCAUUGGAAUUGCAAGAUUAUUCACCGUUCUUGGAGAAUUAAUAAUGAAACCAAAGUUCCUUCGAAACAUUCAAGAAGAAUAUGAAAUGGUGACACUCGAAGAGAUGCAUUUAAAUCGUAAAUUGAAAAACAUGAAAGAUGGUAACUGUGGUUCUGCUCCAACAAGCCCUUGGUCAACAGUUAACAAGUCAAAAUCUGUGCCUUCGAUUCCUCAGCUAGUUGAUAAAGAAGAAACCAAAAAUGAUAUUUUCAGUAAAUAUAACCUUCAGAUGCCAUGGACAAGUCCGAAUAGAAGUGAAAGAUCACCCAUGAGAAAUGGUAACCAUUCAUAUCAACUCAUGGAGAUGGAAAAAUCUCUUGAAAUUCUGGAAAGCAGGCGUAAAGAUCUUGAAAAUCAAAGAAGGGCGUCAGCAUUUAGGCGAUCACUUGGUUAUCCUCUUGCCAUGUUAAUUCUUCUUGUGUUAACUUCAUUCGCAGCUCUCCUGGUAAUACAAAACACUUUACAACUAUUAGUUGGAGUAAAAGCACUGCCCAUUUCAUCGGCUCAAACUUUCGUCGUUGGUUUAACAUCAUUAUCCAAAAUUGGUCCUUUUGGUGCUCUCAUGGAGAUAAUACUUAUCCUUUAUCUUUGGUGUGCAUCGAUUGUUGGACUAUACAGUUUACCAGGAAUCGGACGAUUAAGACCUCGACUCGGUGGUACAACAUUCACUCAAUGCGUCACUAAUUGUGCCCUUCUACUCAUACUUAGCUCAGCUCUGCCCGUUUUGGCUCGAACAGUUGGUAUAACCAAUUUCGAUCUGCUAGGAAAUUUCGGUCGAAUCAAAUGGCUUGGUAACUUUUACGUUGUUCUAUUUUACAAUACAGUUUUCGCUCUGACAACGGCUCUCUCACUCACCGAUAAAUUUACCGUUUCAGUUCGAACUGAACUAUUUCGUCGUCUCGAAGUAAACAUUGGUUGGCCUUGGACCUGGCGAUGUACCAAGUCUUUGACACUUUUAAAUAAUCAUUCAUCAUCUUCUACAUCAUCAUCAUCAUCAUCAUCAGACUCUAAAACUGAUUAACUCUGAUUACAAAAAAAAAUAAGCUUACAAAUCCAAGUGAAAAAUAUUUAAUGUGAAACCAUUAACGUGUGUGUUUGUGUGUAAUCAAUAUGCACAAGAGAUAUUACUUAAUGGCAUCAUUAAUUGUGAUAAUUUAUUAACAAUAUUAUUAUUAUAACUCUAAUCAUUUUCUUUCCCAACAAAAUGAUUCAAAAAAAAAACAA